AUGGCACUAAAGACUCUCUCAGCCAAGGCUGCUGCCGCGCUAGACAAAGAGCUCAUGAGCACAGGAGCAUUUUCCAUCGACCAGCUUAUGGAAUUGGCAGGACUAUCGGUUUCGCAGGUUAUUUACCGUGUUCAUCCAUUAGACAAAGGCUCACGAGUGCUCGUGGCUUGCGGGCCAGGAAACAAUGGUGGUGAUGGACUGGUCGCUGCCCGUCAUCUCAGACACUACGGCUACCAACCCACCAUUUACUACCCGAAACGUAGCAAGAAUGAACUUUACCAGCGUCUCGCAAAGCAGCUGGAAGAUCUCGAAGUCCCAUUCGUCGAAGACUUUUCGUCUGCUGUGAAGUCCACGGAUCAUAUUGUCGAUGCCAUAUUCGGCUUCAGCUUUUCGGGCGAAGUUCGAGAGCCUUUCCCGGCAGUCAUCAAGGCCCUUGAAGAGACCAAUAUUCCGGUCACUUCGGUCGAUGCGCCGUCUUCAUGGAAUAUUGAAGAUGGUCCCCCAAAAUCGGGCCUUGGCAGUUCAUUCAUGCCAGACUUUUUAGUCAGCCUCACUGCGCCCAAGCCUUUGGUGAAGCAUUUCAAGGGUCGGCAUUUCGUGGGUGGUCGAUUCGUUUCGCCGUCAAUUGCCAAGAAAUAUGACUUUGAGGUUCCCAAAUACGAGGGACUUGACCAGAUUGUUGAAAUCAGUCCCAAUGGCCAGAAGCUCUGA
Messenger RNA from Pestalotiopsis fici W106-1, 711 nucleotides. Its product is annotated as NAD(P)H-hydrate epimerase. The coding region runs from base 1 to 711 and encodes 236 amino acids. The record is from RefSeq and is a predicted model, not a curated record. Lineage: Eukaryota; Fungi; Ascomycota; Sordariomycetes; Amphisphaeriales; Sporocadaceae. The transcript has 5 exons. Gene Ontology annotation, molecular function: NAD(P)HX epimerase activity. Gene Ontology annotation, cellular component: mitochondrion.